Messenger RNA from Stegodyphus dumicola, 1439 nucleotides. Its product is annotated as peroxisomal sarcosine oxidase-like. The record is from RefSeq and is a predicted model, not a curated record. Lineage: Eukaryota; Metazoa; Arthropoda; Arachnida; Araneae; Eresidae. Gene Ontology annotation, molecular function: sarcosine oxidase activity; flavin adenine dinucleotide binding.
UCUACCUACAGCUGAUUUCAUACAAUACUAUGACGUAGAGGGGUGUUCUGUGUGUCUUUGACUUUUCUAUAACCGUGGUGAAAGAGUUUGUGCAAUAAAACGAAGGCUUAUAAACAGAAGUUAUGGACGAAGAAAUAAUUUACGACUUGUGCAUCAUUGGUGCAGGCAUGUUUGGAUCUGCUGCUGCCAGACACGCCUCAGCCAAUGUACCUUUGAGAGUUUGUCUGGUGGGACCUGACGAACCAACGGAAAAAGAAAGACAGCAACGUGAAAUCUUUUCAUCGCAUUAUGACGAAGGAAGAAUAACUAGAAUCCUUGAUGAUGAUCCAGCUUGCCAAAUACUUUCAAGGCACUCUAUCAGUAGAUAUCGAGAAUUAGAAGAACUAUCAGGUAUACAUUUCCAUUAUCCUGUUGGAUUUCUGUACAUUGGUACAAGAAACAGUCAAAUCAUGAAUAAAAUGGUGCAAGUGGCAGCUACAUGUGAUGUGCCUACAGUUGAUCUUCACCGUGAUGAAAUAUUCCAGAUGAGAUAUCCCUUUCUGAAGCUGGCUGAAAAUGAAUAUGCACUCUUAGAUGAUAGCGGCGCUGGGCAUAUCAGUCCUAGAAAAAUGGUAGCUGCCCAGAAAAAAGUUGCGAAGCUACAAGGCUGCCAUAUAAUUCAUGAAGUAGUUGAACAAGUCGAAGAAAUGGUGAAUGGCACGCAUCAGAUUCUAACUGAAACUGGAAAACGCCUGAAAGCAAAAAGAGUGCUAUUCUGUACUGGAGCAUUCACAAAUUUCAAGAAAUUCGCAGUAUUAGAAGAAUUAAGCAUUACAGUAAAGAAAGAAACCGUAGCUUUCCUCAAGAUCCCUGUACACGAAUCAAAACGAAUUAGCUCUAUGCCUAGCAUUGUCUGUCGCAGGGAUUUGGAAAAUACUGGAUUAAAUUUGGGAGCCUAUAUUUUGCCUCCUAUUCGAUAUCCAGAUGGAAACUACUACUUGAAGAUUGGCCACAUGGACAUGGUAAACUGCGAUAUAAAGACUUUGCCUGAAGUUAAGCACUGGUAUCUCUCAAAAGGUGAUGAAAGAGUAAUAGAAAUGUAUUCAAAACUUCUCAUUGAAAUGCUUCCUGGUUUGGAAGUUGAAGGCCUCAGUAGCAUGACUUGUGUUACAUGUGAAAGUCCAUCUGGUCUACCUUACAUUGAUCAAGUAAGCCCCACGGUAACCGUAGCUGUAGUUGGAAAUGGCAAAGGAGCCAAAUUCUCUGAUGAGGUUGGUAGAAUCGCUGCACAUUUGAGCAUAACAGGGAAAUGGGAUUCGGAGUUGGCAAAAUCACAGUUUAAGGUUAUUCUUGCAGAAAGUUAAGAUUUCUGUUCAAAUGUCUGCACACAGAUAAUGUGGAAUAUCUGUUAAAGAACAAUAAAACUGGUUGCAAUAAAUAAAAUUAUUUUUUAAUACAAA